CUUUGCUGGGGCGUGUGUUGCUGAGGCUCGCCUGGCGCAGGGGGCGUGCGCUGAGUCUCACUCCGGGAUCUCCAGCUGCCGCCUGAAGCCCAGGAAGGCGGGGGGAGUGUGUGCUCAGCCUCCCCUGCAGCACCCCCAGAGGCCAGCAGACACACUGCCUGCCGCAUCGGCGAUCCCUCUCCCUCUCCAAGAGUGACAAGGAGCAGCCUCAGUGCCUGUCUCUGCCCCCUUCUCACCUUUUCCAUGGACCGAGAAAUGGCUGUUCAGCUGGAACUUGGUCACCGCCACCAGGCGGUUUAGGUAGUCUCGGGAAAGCCAGCCUGGCUGCCCUGUGGGGAAACUGCUGCUUAUUCAUUCGGGUCAGAGCGGUCAGUCUUUCUCAACUACCGUUCAGGUCGUUCGAAGAAUACAGAAGCUCUCAAGCAUGAAGACAGCCGUGAAUCCCCGCCGCGCUCCUCCGGUAUUCGCUUGCUGCAUUCUGACCCUCAUUGCCGGCGCCUUCACUCAAGUACCUGUAGGAACUGAAUGCAAACAUGGCUGUCAUUCAUUAAAUGGAUUCUGUGAGACCACUGGUGAAUGCAGAUGUAAGUCUGGCUGGCAGGGAGAGCUAUGUGAUCAGUGCAUUCCUUUUCCUGGCUGUUUACAUGGGCUCUGCACCAAACCUUGGGAAUGUGUAUGUGAGGAAGGCUGGUCAGGCAGCCUCUGUGACACAGCCUCCAACAGCUGCUCACCUGCGCACCCCUGCGCUAAUAAUUCUACAUGCAUAGAGAGCGAAGAUGGUGGCUACAUAUGUGUCUGCAGACGGGAGUUUAUAGGAACCCAUUGUCAACUUCGAAAAGGGUCCUGCCACAACAAACGGCCACUUUGUCAGAAUGGAGGAAGCUGUUUUGAUGAUAAUAGGUUCACACUCAAGACUUAUUGCCUCUGUUUGCCUGGUUUUACUGGUGACUUCUGUGAAAUAAGCAUUGAUAACUGUCACCCAAACCCUUGUGCCAACAAUGGAAACUGCACAGAUCUGUUUUCUGGAUUCAGCUGUGUUUGCCCUAGUGGAUUCACUGGCAAAUCCUGUGAUUACUCAGUCACGUCUUGCCGUAGCCAUCCAUGUCAAAAUGGAGGCACUUGCCAUGACCAUUUUGGAGGAGGAUUUUAUUGUGCGUGCCUACCUGAAUAUGAGGGAGAAACUUGCCAAGAACAAACAUUUGAGAGUGUUAAUCGUGACACCAAGCACAAUGUUUCUAAGCAUGCAGGAACACAUUGGAUCAAACGUGGCAAACCCCACCAAAGACCACUGCAUAAAUCAACGUAUCAACAACGUAAUGGGAUGCUGACAAUCACAGUCAAAGAAACUAUCCACAAAUCCAGCUCACUGCUUAAUAGUAGUCAAGUGAUCUGUUUUACUGUGCUUGGAUUAUUGACAUGUCUUGUGAUCCUGGGGACUACAGGGAUUAUCUUCUUCUCAAAGUGUGAAAUUUGGCUGGCAAAUACUAAGUAUCGUCAUCUCCUCUGGAAACAGAGGAAGCAUCUCCUCCAAGAUAAAGACGAAGACCUUUCAGUCAAAAUUAUCUUUCAGAGUGUGAAUCAAUCGACAAACUAUGGAAGAAACUAUACAACUAUCUGAAUGUUUGUUUGUAAAUUAGUUUGCGUAAAUUAUAUUGAAUUAUGUAACAAUAUAUUUAUAAUUGCUAGUGCAUAUUCCAGCAUUUUGUAAUAACCGUAUUGUUUGAAUGUUUUUGAUAUUUGUCAUAUUUAGAAACAUACACAUGAAUUUAUGUGAAUUGUAAUUUGAACAAGUGGGAACUUAUCACAAUAUAAUGGUAUAUUUAAAUUACCACAAUGCUGUAACACGUAGAAUUGGAUCGCAAUGAAUUAAAUCCUCUUUUAAAUGUGCACAAUCUGCUAGAACCUGACACAAAUGAAUCCUACUUUUGUCUGAAUACAUGUUUUACAUAGUCUGCUUCAGUAGAUUUAGCUAUCGCGUCUAAAAGUCCAAUUUUGAGGGCGAUUCUCCCUGGAGUUGACUUUCAUAUGGUUUAUGUUUGAGGUGUUGAUGUGUUUGCUUGAUUUCGACCGGAGUGAUAUUCAUAAAAAGGUUGUCAUGAUGGAAUAAAGUAAAAAGCAACAACAAUAAAGAAUUUCUGAUCAUGAUCAAAUAUUUAAUAAUUUUAUAACGUGAUUUCUUAGCAGCAUGCUAUAUAAUAUCUACUGAUAAGUAAUCUUAAUUGCAUCUAUAUUUGUCACUCAUAA
Messenger RNA from Stegostoma tigrinum, 2244 nucleotides. Its product is annotated as protein delta homolog 1. The record is from RefSeq and is a predicted model, not a curated record. The transcript has 5 exons. Gene Ontology annotation, biological process: establishment or maintenance of epithelial cell apical/basal polarity; heterophilic cell-cell adhesion. The coding region runs from base 425 to 1618 and encodes 397 amino acids. Gene Ontology annotation, molecular function: calcium ion binding. NCBI's taxonomy places the organism in Eukaryota, Metazoa, Chordata, Chondrichthyes, Orectolobiformes, Stegostomatidae. Gene Ontology annotation, cellular component: plasma membrane; protein-containing complex.